This is a messenger RNA of Chara braunii, 4946 nucleotides long. NCBI's taxonomy places the organism in Eukaryota, Viridiplantae, Streptophyta, Charophyceae, Charales, Characeae. The record is from the annotation of a GenBank genome assembly.
ACCGAGCGGUUUUCUAUGGGGAUGAUCUUCUGUGAUUCGAUAGAAGGGAAGAGGGAGGGAGUGUCGCUAUCUAUCACUGUAGAGUGAAGAUUGUGGUGUCUAUAAAUAGGCUUCUCUGAUGGUGAAUCAGACAAGGAGGGGGCUUUGAGCAUAAUAGCUUGUGUACCCAUCUCUUCCCUCAUGACAGGGUUCCCUCAUUGGUUGAAUAGGAGAGGAAGGAGUAAAGCUCUCGUCCCGUGGGUCUUGUUGGGCCCUAGCUAUUGUUACUUAUUAGGUCUUCCAUAGCAUGAUUAUACCUUGAUCUAAUCACCGUGUGUAUACAAAGGGAGGAGGGCAGUCCUUGAGGGGGGGCUGGGAGAGAAAGAAAGAGAGAGAGAGAGAGAGAGAGAGAGAGAGAGAGAGAGAGAGAGAGAGAGAGAGAGAGAGAGAGAGAGAGACUUAUGUUGGGCCAAUCUAUGAGGAGUAAUUACUUUCUACUAAGGGUGCCCCUUCCCUUCCGCCACAGGACUCCGUUUCAAAGAUGGCUUCGUGCGAUGUUUCUCAACCCUUGGAAAUCGAUCAGCCGGUUCCGAUGGCUCUGAAACUGCAUAAGUACAAGCCCAAUUGUCAUACGAUGCUCGUGUUUACGGUAUUGUUGUCUGUGGCGAUAAUGGCGAUUCUCUUAAACUUGGACCUGGAACCGCCAAGAUUCCCUGUUACGAUAAGCCACCCCUUGGGAGGGGCCUCACGGGACUGGUUGAGUUCCACCUCUUUUCUGUCGAGGGAACCGAACCCUGUGCAAAGCGCGGGACGUGGUAGGACACGAACAAUUCUGAUGAACAAUCAGUUAGCAAAACACCCAGAAGGCACUGUCGUUGAUGGAACGGUUGCGGAGAAAGCGACACGGAAUGAAGCGUCCGCUCUUGUUGUGAACGGAAGACCAGAUUCUUCGGGGGGUACGGCAGCACCUCAGAACUCGUCGAUCGUUCUCGUUGGUAACAGGACAGCGGAGUCUUCUCCCCAUGUGCAGCCCAUCCGGAACGAAACGAUGGCGUCCGAUGCGCAAAAGGAGCGUGUUGGGUCUUCUCACGACACGGAGAAGAAGGACGGAUACAACUCGACAAUUGUGGUUGCGGGGAACCGAACCACGGACUCUUCACGUGAUGUCCAGUUGCGAGGGGAUGACUCACAACUUACUCAGAAGGAGACAGUGGUGCCUGUGCAGAAAGAGGUGGCCCUCGAGGCGUCUCACGACCUGCCGAAGCACGUCAGCACAGUGAUUGUGCUUGUCGUGAACAAGACCGUGCUUGUGGUGAAUGGAACUGUGCAGUCUUCUCGAGACUCGCGGGCGGCCGCGAAUGCCACUAAGCUUCCUGCUACAGUUACCGAGCAAGGUCUUGUCGAUGACAGGACGAGGGAGUCGUCCCCCAAUGCGCAACCUAAUGGCAACGGAACAAUAGCGCCUGAUGUGAAGAAGCAGAGUGUACAGUCUUCUCAGGACGACGUGGAGAAGAAGGGUGGUGAAAAUGCCACAACUGUGGUCGCGGGAAACAAGACCAUAGAUUCUUUGCCGCAGGACGUCCAGUCACGAGGGAACGAUGCGCAACCUACUCCGAAGGAGACGGCGGCGCGUAUGCAGAAGGAGGAGACUGGGGAGUCUUAUUCCGACUUGCAAAAGCGCAAUCAAAGCGCAGCAGUGGUUGCUGUUGUGGCGAACAAACCCGCGGAUUCUUCUCAGGACGCUCAGCCACCAGCGAACAUCACAAAGCUUCCUCCCACCACUUCUACGUUGAAUUCGAGUACUGGUGGUGCUUUUGCCGCGAUCCAGCAACAGAUCUCAAAGCUCGUGGCGGAGGGAAAGCUUGGACGUACGAUAAAUGAGAAACUAUUGAAUUCGACGGGCGGAUCUGGGGAAGGUGCUGCGGGGAAUCCACUGGAAGGGAAUGGCGCUCGUCUGAUCGAACCGGUCAAAACAGAGGAGGCUCAUCAGGACUCAAAUACGGCCCCGCCCCCCCCGGUUAUCCCGACGCAAACACUGGUGGUGUCUCCCGUUCAGGCUGAGGCGCCUCAUCAGGACUCAAAUACGGCCCUGCCCCCCCCGGUUAUCCCGACGCAAACACUGGUGGUGUCUCCUGUUCAGGCUGUGCAACCAGCUCCUGUUAUCAACCAGCCUCCGUUUGAAUUUGGCCAUGGAAUACCUCCUCAUGUUGGGACAUUGGAGGAUUACAUGAUCUCCAUUGAUAUGGGGGGGGAUUGUGUGAAGGGUUUUGAGUGCAAGUUCACGUUGACGACGAAACUCUACUACACAGCAGUGGCUUUCAACAGAGAGAUAAUGGUGCUGCUAGACGGUCCAGAGCUCCUGGUACCGGACAUCGAGAAUACGGUGACUUAUCGAACGUGGUGUGCAUCAUUCUGGCCAUGGGCAGCAGGUGCUUACAAUGUCCAGAUCCGAUCAGACUGCGCAGGGAUUCUCAUGGCGACCAGUUUCUCGCUGGUCGUCCAUGAGCCAAACGUCUCGGUCGCGGAACAAAACGAGCGGAGACCAGCAUCUCCAUGCGAAAAGGGUACCCGGGGGCGUUGGUUUCGUACACCGAGCGGUGUUUACGUCUGGAAGACCUGGGAAGAGUGCGACCCUGAUCGUGCGCAGCCAUCGAACUGGGUGGCACUUCUGAAUUCGCGUGGUAUUCGCGAGAUCAACUUUGUCGGCGAUUCGCACUUGCGCGUGCUGUCGCAGCAUCUCCGAACCCUCGUCGAGGGCGGCUUCAGUCUCAACCAUGUUGGUUAUCAUGGUGAUAUUUUCCACACCAUUGUAGGAGAAAAUGGCACAAGCCUGACGCUCAACUUUUAUUGGGUGGACGGGAUCUACCUGAACAACGAGUUUGGAUGCAUAAAUAGGGGAAUGUUCUCGGGGCGACAGGGCGAAUUCCCGUCCAACAUCUCACAGACAGCGGACAUUUUGAUCUCGAACUCGGCGGCAUGGACCUGGGCGUAUUGUGUGCAAGCGAAGGAGGCGUACGACAAGCAUUUCCCGGAGUACGUAGCGUGGAUAAAGUCAUCACUCGGCCCGAAGACGAAAUGGGUGGUGAGGAGCGAAGCGCCCUUUAACGGACACGACCUAGGCUGUUCGAGGAGGACGAACAACGGCAUGAGGUACGCCAACAACAUGGCGAGAGAAACGGCGAAGAAAGAAGGGGCGGAGUUCUUUAACGCUUGGAACAUCGAGGGGGCUCGUUUUCUGGAGAAUUGUGGUGCCUAUGACCCGCAUUAUUCUUGUCCGUACACCUUUUUGGGUGUUGCGAAGAUGUGGGGCCCAGUAGGAGAGGCUGUUGUCACUGAUUUUAUGCACCUUUUGAUUUACGGCUUGAAGCACUAACCCUUGGCUGUUCAGCAAAGGUGGGGACCACCAGAUAUAGAGGAAGAGAACCAACUUCAGUAGAACUGGUCGUCGUUUCUGUGUGUUUGUGUGUGAACAACGGCGAAGAGAGAGAUGUGCUUCGAGUAGGUUAGGGAGUUGGUGUCUGAAGAUCAUGUGUUGUUGUUCACGGAGGUCUGUGGCGGUGGGGUGGGGUUUGAAGAGGCGAGAAAUGCGCAUUUCCAGAUGUGCUUCGAGUAGGUUAGGGAGAGGUUCUCUUGAUCGGUUCCACUAGGGUUUACAGCACCCAUAGCGUUUGUCUAUUUUCAAGGGAGAUUUUCAUUGGCAAUAAUGUGGUCCUCGGGGGCGUUGAGAUGCUGAGGCCUUUAGCAAAUCACCCAAAUUCUCCCCCACCACCAAUGACUUGUUGAUGCUGGCUGUCUUUGUGAAUAGUGUGGACACGCCGCGGAGACUAUUCAUGUGCAGCAACACCACAAGUCUUUGUGAAUAAUUUGGCGUUUGGCCUCUUAACCUCCCUCUUAAACCCCUCCUUCUAAAUUGGCAAAACCCCAUAUGUCGGAUGCCAGUAGUUCUUUGUGUGACCCUUUGGUGUGACACUGUGAGACACCUUGUGACUGCGUGACAUGGCAGCUUUGGCAGUGUGAUAUUAUGUGACCUGCCAAAAAUUGAGAGUGUGGCACUUGUGACAGGGCAACUGGGAGGAGGAGGGGAUGUGUACCUGGCGUGGAUCACAGGGUAUGUUCAGGGCGUGUAUGGCUGAACCUGGCUUGGAUCACAGGAUAUCUUCAGGGUGUAUAUGGUGUGAUACAGCGUGUUGUGACACAACAUGACGUAAGGCGGCGAGACCUCACACGUCACAUGAUGCGACAAGAUAUAGAAAAGUUUAUUUGAGCGUUAGAUGAGACUUCAUGAAAACGGGCCCGAACUUUCAUUAAAUUUGAAAUUUCAUUCACAGGUUCACACAAGGGCCUGCCUGUUGGUAGGGACUCAGGAGUGAAGACCGCGGAACCUAUCGGAAUAGCGCUAGAGCCUAGUGGUGCCAGUCACACAGGCGGGGCAGGAUGUAGGAUAAGAUAGCAUUAGAUGAAAGGGGGGUCAGGACUUUUAUUUGAUUCACCGAAGGGCCUGCUUAUCGGUAGGUAGGGCAGACUGCGGAAGCUGGGCCGACAACGUAGUGGCACCAGACACACGGGUGCUGCACGAGAGUGUCACAGAGGAGAGUGUCGCAGAGGAGAGUGUCACAGAGGAGAGUGUCGCGUGACUCUGUCUUAUCCUACGAUGCCCCCAUCAGGGGGAGUAUCUAGUUAGACUGUUAGAGGCAUCUCAGCAUGCAACUCGUGUUUUUUUCUCCGAGUGUUCGAUGGUUUGUUCCUGUACCAGGAAUGAGUAGCAAGCGCCGGAUGCAUUUUUUUCUUUUCUUUUGCACACAAGGUUUGUGGUGUGGCGGCCGCGGCUUUGAGUUUGGCAAGUGUGGAUGCAACAGUGCAACUGUUCUGUCCGCGCGACGAUUGCGACAUACGCCUCGGUGAGUGUUGAUUGAUUUCUUGUUUUUUUUGGGGGGGGGUUAUUGAUUCCUGUCGCGACAUUUUGUCGU